Melanaphis sacchari is the source of this 3792-nucleotide messenger RNA. RefSeq names its product protein Teyrha-meyrha-like. NCBI's taxonomy places the organism in Eukaryota, Metazoa, Arthropoda, Insecta, Hemiptera, Aphididae. The coding region runs from base 79 to 2367 and encodes 762 amino acids. Gene Ontology annotation, biological process: protein ubiquitination. Gene Ontology annotation, molecular function: ubiquitin protein ligase activity. The record is from RefSeq and is a predicted model, not a curated record. The transcript is spliced from 12 exons.
UACACGCUGCAGCCGUUGUCGCCACCGACGUCGUCUACUCCGCCUUCACCAUUUCAGCGUAGUAAUUCACACGCCAAGAUGGAGCAUUCACCAUACUCGCAAAGUCCGAGUCCAUCAUCGUCAUUAGUAAACUUUCCAACACCCACAAACUUACCAGAUAUCAGAUUACACAGACCAUUUAGUCAGAUGCACGACCUCAAGCACCUACACAUUCCGUUCAAUAUGAGGUUCAUGGAAAAUUACCCGGCGCUGCCCGCGCACCUGCUGCAUCAUCUGCAACCGCCGUUCUUGCAUCCGGCGCUGGACCCACGGCUAUCGUUUUCGCCGGCGGGUGUGUUCCAACCGCUUGGCUCGCCGAGUCCGCAUCACCAACACCCGCACCACCAACAUCACUCGCACCACGCGGCCGCUGCGGCCGCGGCCAGUCUCAAAGGGUUCACUUCGGCGUUCGCGCCACCGUCCAAAUGCUACAAGAUUGACGACAAACAGACAUCGCACGCCGAAGGAGCUGCGCAACAACAGCAGCAGUCGGGUUCGCACCAACAGCAUCAUCAACAACAACAACAACAACAACAACAACAACAGCAGCACCAGCAGCAGCAGCAGCAGCAGCAGCAGCAACAGCAACACCAGCAGCAAUCGGUGCCUCCGUCGUUUCCGUAUCCGCCCAGAAGGAGUCCUUGUUCACCGGGUAAUAUGCCCGUAUCGCCGCCGACGUCCAACGCCACCGCGACAAUGCACCAGCAACACAAGGACGAGUGCUCGGACAGAGACACACCGAGUUCCGGCGCGAUUUCCGAAGACGGCAGGAUGAUCAGAAGGAAGAAAUUGUCGCCGCCCAUGACGACGUCGGCGGCCGGGACACCGACGCCGGCGGCCAACGGCGGUGCCGGCUCGGCGACGGCCACCGCGACGACGGCCGCCAACGCCGCCGCGGCCGCGGUCAACAACAACAACAAUCACAACAACAACAACAACAACGGGUCGUCGAUCAAACAGCAACAGCAACAGCAGUCGUCGGCGGCCGGCGGCCAGCAGCUACAGAUGUCCGCGGCCGCGGCGGGCUGCUGUCCCGUGUGCGGGACGGCGCUCCGCACGGCCCACGAGCUCGAGUCGCACUUCAUCUGGGAACUGGAAAUGGCUGCGGCCAAGCAAAGGCAAUACUUGCAAUCAUCGUUAGUAGAAAGAAUGUUUGAAAUACCAUUAGCAGCUAGGUCGGCCAAUCAUUAUAAUGCAUCUUAUAGUAUUGGUCUGAAUUGUCUUAGACGGCGUCGGUUGUCGCCGGUGGCCGGCGGCAGCAGCAGGGACGCGACACUGCACGGCCGAUGGGAGACUUAUCAAAAAGUCAAGGCCAACCGACACAACCGGUUGAGGAUCAAAAAUCGAAAACGGAAACCCGACGAGAUGCUGCUGACACCGACACCGACAACUUGCUGCUGUCCAGUUUGUAAUGAGCCCGUGGCCGCGGCCACUCAAGAGCAGAUGAACGCUCACGUGGAAAUGUGCCUGAGGAACAAAGGACACCCAGCAGUGGCGACCGCGGGUAACGACGACGAAGACGAGAACGUGGACGUGGAAGGCGAUACCGAGACGACGAUGUACGACAUCGUAUACGGCGGUGGCAAUAGCGGAUGGCACGGCCAACAGCCGCACAACAGGAUGAGACAGCAGGCGAUGCUCAUGCACGGUGGCGGAUACAACAGAGGUGCUGCAGCCGCGGCGAUUAACUGUUCCGGUGCCGGAAAUCCGGCUCAGCAGCCGCCGUCUAGACAGUCGGCGACCGGUGGCGAAGAUUCGGUUGGCGGUGCCGAAGACGCGGUCUUGGUGGUCGACGACAACGACAACGAAAACGGAGGCAGCAGCAGCGGCAGCUUAUACAACAAGUACGGCCCUAACCAGUACGCCGAACGGGACGUAAUCGUCCCGUCACGUCCUCCUACCGCUUCUUCGGAGAGUCGCCGACUUUCACCCGCCGAGCUGAACGAUCCGAACGCUAUGGAUGCAAUGGACUCGUGCGAAAACGUCGGGCCGCUGGACGUGUCAAUCAAAAAGGAAAACACGCAAGACGAAGGGACUGUGAAACCCAAAAUGGACGUUGAUAAGUAUUGCGCACAGUUCAACAACAACGGUCAGGUCGUCGAAGCGCUUAAGGCUCGGAUCCGGGAACUGGAGUCCGCUUCCAAGACCGGCAGCGACAAGUUCACUUGUCUAUUGUGCAAAGGAAAUUUUAAAGACCCCGUGGUGUCGACGUCGUGCUGGCACGUGUACUGUGAAGUGUGCUGGCUACAAAUACUGGGUGCUAAAAAGCUGUGUCCGCAGUGUUACGUGAUAACGCUUCCGUCCAACUUGCGUCGCGUUUACCUGUAAACCGGCCGAGAAGCUCUUCAGCUGCAACACGCGUCAACACGGCGUGGAACACAGCCAAAAUUGUCACCGCGGGCCAUCGCAUAUAAUGUUUAUUUGUAAAUUAUUUAAUCGUAAUUUUUAUUUUUCCUGGUUUGCCGCGCGUUUUUUCAUUCAGAUUUCGUUUCCAAAUUUAUUAUUGUACAAACCUUUUCGCCACGACGUACGACACAUUUGCAUAUAAUAUGUACAAUGCACCUAUAUACUAUACACCCACAUUAUAUCCUAUAUAUCUAUAUCUAUAUAUAUAUAUAUAUAUACAUGCACGCAACGCGUUACGUUAGGUCGUACGUCGUCGCCACAUAGCGUACAAUGGUACCAAUGUAUCAAUGUAUGUAUAUAAUAUAAUAUGCAGUGUAUAUGCAAUAUAUACUCGUUUUCAGUUUACCGCGAUUCAAUAUUACGGACAUAUCAAUAAUAUACAAUGCUAUAAUAUGUACAUUGUACACAAUUCGGUCUGCCGAGACCAAAUAUACGCACAUACAUAUAUAUAUAUAUAUAUAUAUAUAUAAAUGCACAAAAUUAUUAUUUGUACAUAGGUACCUAUCUAUAUAUACUAUUAUUGUAUGACCUACUCACGCGCAACCAUUUCCGCCCCGGCGUGUUUACACACCAGCUCUUUAUAGUUCAAUAGAUAAACCCCACUCGCGCGCUCGAUGGUGUCGCACGAACGACAAUGUCAGUCAUUAAAACAAAUACGCUCGCUGACGCGUUGUAAAUAAUAUUUCUACGUCGCUAUAUAAUAAUAUUAAACUGUACUAUGUAUAAUAGCCCAAUGACGGUCUGACCCACCUGCUGCAGUAUUCGGAACUCGAGGUCGUAGGGUGCGUCGCACACUCCCUAUCCUAGCCACCCGGCUGCGAUACUGAACUUUACACACGUCUCGAUAUAAUACUAUAAAUACCUACUAUAUACACGAAGAGACGAAGCAAUAUCAAAAAGUCUGAAACGCCUCCCACCGUUCGACCCUUAUCGACAGUUUUAUCGCUGCAGGGUCAUAUAUAAUAUAUUCGACAGCCGAUUGCCCCCUCCCCCCAGUUAAAAACACAUCCUUUGACGUACGCAUGUGUGGGUGUGCGUGAGUGAGUAGUUAUAUUCACCGGCACGUGUGUUAAAAAUUAUGUACAUUAUUUAUGAUAUUAUAACGAUAAUUAUAUACUUACGUUAUGUUUUUUUUUUCUUAUUAUUAGUGAAAGUAGAUGUUUAAUAUUAUUAUAUUUAUAACCUAGGGAUAAUCUCGCUUUGUCAUUUGAUGUUAGCAAAAAAAAUAAAAAAAUAAAAAAAUAAAAAUAAAAAAAGUAAAGUAAAAACGUCAUCAUAUAUUAUGUGCUAUGACUGCGCGAAUCUUCAUUAGUCUUAUUGGAAAUAAUAAGUUUAUAUACAUUUCAA